This is a messenger RNA of Rhineura floridana, 3626 nucleotides long. RefSeq names its product proprotein convertase subtilisin/kexin type 7 (gene PCSK7). The transcript is spliced from 16 exons. Gene Ontology annotation, molecular function: serine-type endopeptidase activity. The coding region runs from base 240 to 2636 and encodes 798 amino acids. Lineage: Eukaryota; Metazoa; Chordata; Lepidosauria; Squamata; Rhineuridae. The record is from RefSeq and is a predicted model, not a curated record. Gene Ontology annotation, biological process: protein processing. Gene Ontology annotation, cellular component: Golgi membrane; trans-Golgi network.
CCGGGAGGGCGGGAAGGAGGGAGGGGUGCCGGCUCCGGAUGUGACGCGUCCAGCCGCCGCGCCUCCCUGGCCGCCGCCGGAUCCGACCCGGCUGGCUCGCCGCCUUCACGCGGAACCGGCCAAGCUGGAGAAGCCGGGCGGCUGCGCACCGAGGAGGAAGGCCGCCGUCGUCGCCGCCCGCCGGGAGAGACGCGCCUGGCCCGCUCCAUGCGCCCCCCUCCGCCGCGUUUGCCUGUCGGAUGCCGCCCUGGAGAGGGAAGGCGCCAUCAUGGAGAGCAAUGAUGGAGGCUGCGCUGUGGCUCCAGGUGUGCCUUUGGCUGAUCCCAGCCUGGAUCCCUUCGCUGUCGCCAAAUGGACUUGCCUACGGGGCAAAACUGCAGCUCGGGGUGGAGCCCUGUGGGGCAGCUGGUUGCCGUGGGGAGCUGAUGUGGGCGGUGCAUUUGACUGUGCCCAAGGGGACACCAUCCUCUGAGGAGGAGCUGGACUGGCGGGCGGACAAGCUAGCUAAGGAGGCCGGCCUCGUGAACAUUGGCCGGAUCGGAGAGCUGAAGGGCCACUACCUCUUUGGCUACCAGCCGGCAAGCCACGUGGAGCCUGGCCUUGAGGCCAUCCAGCAGUCAGCAGAGGAGGUGUUUGCCCAGCACGACAGUGUGCGAUGGCAUGGCCAGCAGCAGCUCCUGAAACGCUCCAAGCGCAGCCUGCGCUUUAACGACCCCAAGUUCCCCCAGCAGUGGCACCUGAACAAUCGCAAGAACCCCGGGAUGGACAUCAAUGUGACAGGCGUCUGGGAGAGGAAUGUGACUGGCCAGGGCGUGACGGUGGUGGUGGUGGACGAUGGUGUGGAGCACACCAUCAAAGACAUCCAGCCCAACUAUAGUCCCGAAGGCAGCUAUGACUUGAACUCCAAUGACCCAGACCCCAUGCCCCACCCAGACGAGGAAAAUGGCAAUCACCAUGGGACCCGGUGUGCUGGGGAAAUUGCGGCUGUCUCCAACAACAGUUUCUGUGCUGUGGGAGUUGCCUACGGCAGCCGGAUUGCAGGGAUCCGUGUGCUGGAUGGGCCGCUCACCGACAGCAUGGAGGCUGUGGCAUUCAACAAGCACUAUCAGAUCAAUGACAUCUACAGCUGUAGCUGGGGCCCAGACGAUGAUGGCAAAACUGUGGACGGCCCUCACCAGCUUGGAAAGGCUGCCCUGCAGCAUGGCGUGAUUGCCGGCCGCCGAGGCUUUGGCAGCAUUUUCGUGGUGGCCAGUGGCAACGGGGGGCAGCACAACGACAACUGCAACUACGAUGGCUAUGCCAACUCCAUCUACACCGUCACUGUCGGCGCAGUGGAUGAGAUGGGCUCCAUGCCCUUCUACGCUGAGGAGUGUGCCUCCAUGCUGGCCGUGACCUUCAGCGGGGGUGACAAGCUGAUGAGGAGCAUUGCAACCACGGACUGGGAUUUGCAGAGGGGCACGGGGUGCACAGAAGGUCACACGGGCACUUCCGCUGCCGCCCCUCUGGCCGCUGGCAUGAUCGCCCUCAUGCUCCAGGUGCGCCCCUGUCUCACCUGGCGGGACGUCCAGCACAUCAUCGUCUUCACAGCCACAAAGUAUGAAGACAACCGUGCCAGCUGGGACACCAACCAGGCUGGACUCAGCCACAGUCACCAGCACGGGUUUGGCUUGCUGAACGCUUGGAGGCUGGUCAAUGCAGCUAAGAUCUGGGAGUCUGUCCCUUACCUGGCCUCCUACGUCAGCCCCAUCUUGAAGGAGAGCAAAACCAUCCCCAUGGAGCCACAGCAGCUGGAGGUCACCUGGAAUGUCACAGACGCUGAUCUGGCCCUCUCGGGGAUGAGGACCUUGGAGCACGUGGCAGUGACGGUCACCAUCACCCACCCCCGCCGUGGCAACCUGGACAUCCGCCUCUUCUGCCCCAGCGGCAUGAAGUCCUGGAUUGGGACCCCACGGAGCCUGGACUCCGACCCCAGUGGCUUUGUGGACUGGACCUUCUCCACCGUGCGCUGCUGGGGAGAGGAGGCAACGGGCACCUACCGGCUCUUGAUCUGCGAUGUUGGCGACGAGGCGCUGGGGGCUGGAGAGCUGAAGCAGUGGCAGCUGACUCUUUAUGGAUCCUCGUGGGCCCUUCCCGAAAUCAAGGAGCGACAGAGGCUAGUUGAAGAGGCCAUGAGCGGACGUUACCUGGAUGCUGCCUUUUCCUUGCCCUGCUCACCAGGCCUGCAGAUACCCGAGCAGGAGCCCUUCACCAUCACCACCAACACCCUCAAGACCCUGAUGCUACUGGGGUGCUUUGCCCUCUUCUGGACCUUCUACUACAUGCUGGAGGUGCUUCUGACCCGCAACAGCGUGGCCUUGGACUUGGUGGCCUGCAGUGGCGCCACUGCCUGCCAGUGGUACUCAGGAGGCAAGACGGCCAAGAGCCUGGAGGAGGGGGCAGAAAUGGAGGAGACUAUCCCCCUGUAUGGGGGGAAGGAGCUGGAGCUUGAGCUGGAGGCUGAGCAGGAAGCACCCUGCCUGGGAAGGCUGGAGGAGGCAAGAGCAGGCGCAGCUCUGGGGAUCUCAAGGCCUGCGGGAGGGAGAGGCUCACUGAACCUCCUGGAGCAAGAGCAGUCUACUUCACCUGUGGCUUACUGACUGCUGACAGAGCCCUGGACCUGUGAACAGAACCAGCUCUGGCCUCCUUUGGCAACUCUUGCCCUGGGGUUGGUGCUCAGGUGGAACACCUGGCUGACAGAAGCAUCUUGGUGAAUCGUGGAGCUGCCCCCAGGCCCCUUCCUGCAUUUGGGGGCUGCUGGCCACACGCUGUUCCUCCAGUCCAGGCUCGCAGGGUGGGUUUUCCAGAGCGACUGCCAGGGGUGCCUGUGGCUGGCAGCAGCCAGGCCUUGCUGAGGGGAGGCCGGGGGUGCCCCCGCAGCCAGUGGCUGAGAACUGGGCCUGUCCCAAAGUGUGGGGCACAGAAGGACCCCGGCCCUCGCACAAGCCAGCCUUGCAGAAAGGAGCCGGUGGGAGCCAGCGGGAGCCCGACUUUUGCCGCCCUCUGCCUUAUGUUGCUCCCAAGCAGAGCAGCAGAUCCUGGGCUGGCUGGAGCCUCCGCCUGCUGGUCUGCUCGUGAUGCCCCCUGCCUCCCUUCGUGCCCUACUAGUGGCAGCCUCCCCUCCUGUCUUGCCCGCCUGGCUGCAGAGAGGAGCAGCAGCAGCAGCCGCUCCCGUGGACCCUCCACUCCCACCCUGGUAGCAGGAAGCCAGCAAGGGCACCAUCAGCGCCUGCACUCCUGUCUGUACUAACUGCCUGGCACAGCCAGGCCCAAGAUCAGGGCAAAGCAAACUGGCACAGAGGUGUUGCAGGGGCACUUGCCUGGGACCACGUCAGUGAGCAAAACUCUGUUCAGCGGAGGCUGCCUGAGCUACUCUCUUCCUCGGGCAGCUGUUCCUGCGGCCCACGUCCGUGUAGGAGAGAGAGGGCGACAAUUAUGCCUGAAGAGGUGGGACCUUUGCUGUCACUCCCAAAGUCAUCCAGCUGUGCAGGGGUAGUUCAGUUGUUUUUUUAAGAAAGUAACAAAAAAUAACAGCAGAAUCUUAUCUUUGCAGCUUUCCAAAAUGAACCCAUUAAAACGAAGUAUCUUUG